UUCCCCCACCAUCUUUCGGUGCUUCGGUCCCCCGGUUAUCUCUCUUUUUCUGCCCCCGCUUUUAUCUCUCUCUCCCGUCCCACUCCCAGCUCCCAUCCCUUCCGCUGCCUUUGCCUUUGGUUUUGGCUCGUUUGGUAAUCCAAUCUAGCCCAGCCCUUGCUCACUUCUCCGCUCGCUCGUAAAUCGGAGAUAAAAAAGAGAGGCGAAAAGGAGGCGCAGCGGAGAGCGGAGGCGGGACCCCGCAAAAAAAAAAAAACCAGCAGGAGAAUAAAAAGAGAAGGGGAAGGAAGGGAGAGCAAUAGUGAUGGCAUCGUCGUCGGCGCCGGUCCCUGCCUCCUCCUCAGCGGCGGCGGCUUUGUCCACUUCAACAAGCUCGCCAUGCGCGGCGUGCAAGUUCCUCCGCCGCAAGUGCCAGCCCGACUGCGUCUUCGCCCCCUACUUCCCGCCGGACCAGCCGCAGAAAUUCGUGCACGUACACCGCGUCUUCGGCGCCAGCAACGUCACCAAGCUGCUCAACGAGCUCCACCCCUACCAGCGGGAGGACGCCGUCAACUCUCUUGCCUACGAGGCCGACAUGCGCCUCCGCGACCCCGUCUACGGUUGCGUCGGCGUCAUAUCCAUCCUCCAGCACCGGCUCCGCCAGCUCCAGAUGGACCUCUCCUGCGCCAGGGCCGAGCUCUCCAAGUACCAAUCCGCCGCCGCUGCCGCCGGCGGCCCCUCCGCUGCUAAUUUCAGCAGUGGGUUGGCGACCGCAGGCGGGCACGGGUAUGUCAACGCUAAUCAUCCGAUCGGGGUGGGAUCGAUCGUGUUAGGGAGGGAGCAGUUCUUCCCGGUAGCGGCUACUGCUGCCCGGGAGCCGCACCCUCACCACCAUGCGAUGAUGAGGAACCAUGAAGGAGAGCUGGUGGCUAGAUUGGGUGCGAAUGGAGCAUAUGAUGCAGGGCUUGUGGCAGCUAUGAAUGCGUCGGCUGUGAGCAUCGGGCCGUUGGGUGGGCAGUUCAUGAAGCCAAGUGCAGCUGGAGGGGAUGAACGGCCGAGCGUCGGACCGUCGUAGGCAUCCUUGCAGGUUUAAGAUUUGGAGGAAGGACACUUGCUGAUGAAACUGAGACAGAGUUAGAAUUGAAAGAGAGACCUGGAUUUCAAUUGCAAUCCAUUUACAGAAAAUAGAAUUUUCUUCUUCCUUCUAGCUAUCUCUUAGCACUGUUUAUUUUAUCCUCUUUUCUUUAUCUGGCCAUAGCUGGGCAUAUUGUAUUCCUAGUGUUUGAUAUAGUGGCAAUCCUAUGUCCCCUCUGUGGCACCUGCAUGGCUAAUAUGAACUCCUCCGUCCUUUUCUAUUAUAAUGAUUUUUAUUAGCUAUUAAAAAAAUUUUGAAAGUUACUUCCAAAUUGUUUGGAUGUUGAAGAAAGAAGCAUUGUUUUUCUUGAGAUAAAAAAUCGACCUAUUUGGCCUAAUUUUUACAAUUUGUCUGCAGAGGGGACCCCCCUAUAGAUAUUUUUUUGGAA
This is a messenger RNA of Elaeis guineensis (African oil palm), 1502 nucleotides long. RefSeq names its product protein ASYMMETRIC LEAVES 2. Lineage: Eukaryota; Viridiplantae; Streptophyta; Magnoliopsida; Arecales; Arecaceae. The record is from RefSeq and is a predicted model, not a curated record.